CGGUAGAUGGGCGGGCAAGGCCCAGAGUGCAGUUCGGUGGGAGGAGGCGGAGAGAAGUGGUGGUGGAGUCGGAGCUGAGGAGGCCACGCUGAGGCUUGGAGGACGCAAGGAUUAGUGUCACAGACACAUAACACCCGGAAUGGCUGAGCCACCGGGACCCAGCCGCUCCCCUCAGCAGCUGGAGACAGAGUUGCACUUCUUAAUUGCUCGUUUCCUUUCAAAUGGGCCCUACCACAAAACUGCAGAGGUGCUGAUACGGCAAAUGAAUGAAUCUAAGGCGUUUCCCAAACGUUUGGAUUGGCUGGGAAAUGAACAUGGCCGAAGCUUUGAAGAGAUGGUUUCAGCGAACAAUCACGUGUCUUCUGACCAUUUACUUAAAAUCUGUCAGCAUCUCGGCUCUCUACUUGACAACAUUACUCCAUGUAAUGUUCAAACAGGAUCUCUAUUAGGUGCUGGGAAACAGUCUCUUCUAAGGACAGAGAAAGGAUGCAAGAAUGUCCAGUGGAAUAGGCAGAUGCUUGCGGCUCUGCACAGAGGCAGACCCCCUGAAAUGCCUAUUAACAUCAGGUUUCCCCCAAACGCUGCGGUGGUGCAUUAUGGGAAACGUUUGACUGGCACCCUCAGCAUUACAUCAGGUUUUCCUGUGCAGCUUUAUCAACAUAUGAAGAUGCACAGGCGGAUUCUCGGUCACCGCUCUUCCGUUUACUGUGUGGCGUUUGACCGAACGGGUCACAGAAUAUUUACCGGUGCCGAUGAUGGCUUGGUGAAGAUUUGGUCGACACACGAUGGCCGUUUGAUUGCCACUUUACGAGGCCAUUCAGCAGAGGUCUCAGAACUCACUGUGAACUAUGAAAACACUCUGAUUGCUGCUGCGAGCUGUGAAAAAAUUAUACGUGUGUGGUCUCUCCGAACCUGUGCGCCAGUUGCUGUGCUCCAGGGCCACUCUAUCUCCGUUACCUCAUUGCUGUUCAGUCCCCUGGUCGAUGGUUCCAUGAGGUACCUGAUCUCUACUGGAGGCGAUGCAACAGUCUGCUGCUGGGAAUGGGACGUGGACACCUUACAGUUUAAAGAUCAGCCCAUAAAGUUUACUGAAAAAUCUGGACCGGGAGCGCAAAUGCUUUGCUGUUCCUGUAGCGCAGGGGGAAUGUACCUGGCAACAGGGGGCAGUGAUCGUGCCAUUAGAAUCUAUUUUUUUGGCUGUGAAACACCCAAGAAGCUAAUACAACUUGAAGGCCACAAUGAUAUAAUUGACAGUGUCCAGUUUGCAAACAGUGGAGAAAGGUUUGUAAGUGGAAGCAAUGACGGAACAGCUCGAAUCUGGUAUUUACAUGAGCAGAACUGGAAAAGCAUUAGGCUUGACAUGAGAGAGGGUGAUAAAGACAGUGAGGAGGAAGAGCAGCUCACGAGACCGAAGGUAUUGAUGAUUACUUGGGAUCUCACUGAUGCCACUGUUGUUACUGCAAGCAAUCUCCGUUCUCUCAAGGUGUGGGAGUCCCGUACUGGGAAACUGCUUCGGGUUUUGUCUGGACAUCAAAAUGACAUAUAUGUUUUAGAGCCUCAUCCCUUUGAUUCCAGAGUGAUGAUCUCCGCAGGAUAUGAUGGGAAAAUCAUUAUUUGGGAUGUUAACAAGGGAGAUCAAAUAAAGUGCUACUGUAAUACGAUCGAACACGAGGGACACGGUGCCAUUUUGGACUGCAAAUUGUCUGUAGAUGGUCAACACAUAGCAAGCACAGAUUCCCACGGCCACUUGCUCAUUUUUGGAUUUGGUUGCAGUAAGCCUUAUGAAAAGAUUCCAGAUGAAAUGUUUUUCCAUACGGACUAUAGGCCUCUGUGUAUUGAUGGAAAUCAUUAUGUGUUGGACGAGCAAACCCAGCUGGCACCUCAUCUUAUGCCCCCUGCGUUCUUGGUGGAUAGUGAUGGGAAUCCCCACGAACCAAAGUUUCAGCGCCUGGUGCCAGGAAGAGAGAAUUUUGAAGAUGAGCACUUAAUUCCUCAGCUGGGAUAUAUGGAAACUAGUGAUGGAGAAAUAGUAGAACAAGUAAUUGGGCAGCAAGCAAGCGAUGAUCUGCAGAAUGCCGAGCCCAGUUCUCAGGAAGGAAUGAGACCACCUCAAAUAGCAGAUGGGCAAAGAAGAGAUGCCAGCUCUUCUCCGAGUACUGGUUCUUCCCGCAAUGGGCAGGCUCAAGGUGUUCGCCAAUCACAAAGCAGUUCCCCUCAAAGUCAGACCUCCGCCGAUCGUGACUAUCUAGCAUGGAGACGCAGAGUAGUUGUCCCAGAGCUUGAACGUAAUGUAUACAGGCAACAAGAAGCUUCCAGACUUGAGAGAGGACGGGAAGAGAAAGCAUACUUUGCAAAACAGAUUUUACAGCCGAGUGUUCAGGAGACUCAUUUACCAACUGAAAGGCAGAAUGCAAGAAGCAUCAAGAGACCAAAGUGUCGCAGUCCAUCACCCCGGCCUGAUGUGGAACAAUUUCUUGACCUCUCGUGCGAAGAAGGGGAAGAAACGGAGUCUAGAGGAUCAGAGGAAGAGAUCAGCACUGUGGAUGAUACAUCAAGUACUGCCUCUACUGACAAAGAAGAAGAGUGGAGAAGUGAAGAGUCAAGUGAGUACUCCGACUGGACUGUUGAUGCUGGGAUUAACCUGCAACCACCUAGCCGCAUAUCCACCCGUCGCCGGGUAAAGACCAUAAUGACCAGUUCUGAGGAGGAGAGCUCUGCUGAGGAGAGAUUGUCUACUCCAAAGAAGAGGAGACCGAAACAGAGACAUUCAGAUUCGGAGAUGCAAAGUCCAGGAAGGCCAUUGUCGGACAGGGAAAAUCCAACUGAUUUUCACCCCCCUCUUUGGAUAACAGACACAUUACCCAGAAGAUCCCCGUUUGUUCCUCAGAUGGGGGAUGAUGUCAUUUAUUUUCGACAGGGCCACGAAGCUUACAUCAACGUAGUCAGAAGAAAUAACCUCAGCAUUCUAAAAAAGCUGAAAGAACCAUGGAAGCACGUAAUUCUACGGGACCAGGAGCUGGUGAAGAUCGUCGGUAUCCGCUACGAAGUUGGUCCUCCCUCUUUAUGUUGCCUAAAACUUGCCUUAAUUGACCACGUUACUGGGAAGUUCAUAGAUCAAUCAUUUUCCCUCAAGUAUCAUGAUAUGCCCGAUGUCAUUGACUUCCUCGUGUUAAAGCAGUUCUACGAUCAGUCUUGUCAAACAAACUGGCAUCCUGGUGACAGGUUCCGCUCUAUUAUAGAUGAUGCUUGGUGGUUUGGAACAGUUAUGGAUCAAGAGCCAUACCAGUCUGAUUACCCGGACAGCCUGUUUCAGUGCUACACUGUAAAGUGGGACAACACAGAAGUAGAAAGGCUAAGUCCUUGGGAUAUGGAAAUCAUUCCAGCAUAUGUGAGUCCGCCUUCAGAACUUGGAACCAGUAUUUCCCUAAACUCCGAUGAGCUGGAAGAGUUGCUGUAUGUUCCUCAAAAGGGAGAAUGGGGUAAUGGCGAUCGAGACUCUGAAUGUGAACGUGUUAUUUGCGGCAUCGACCAGAUCCUUCAAAUGGAAUUUGCCAGUCAAUUUGCUGCUCCUGUUGACUUGACUACAUACCCAAUAUAUAGUUCGGUGGUUUCCUAUCCAACAGAUCUAAGCACAAUAAGGAUGAGGCUGGUGAACAGAUUUUACAGGAGAUUGUCUGCCCUCAUCUGGGAAGUGCGAUAUAUUGAGCUUAAUGCCCGGGCCUUCAAUGAACCCGACAGCUCAAUAGCUAAAUCUGCAAAGAUCAUCACAGACUUACUGUUACGCUUCAUAAUGGACAGCCGCUGCACAAAUAUCUCUGACCUGUGCAAUGCUGCAGAGGGAGAUGAGGAGGAGGAGGAAUCAGCUGACGAACAGAAGCAAAAGAGGAAAGACAAAAUGGCUAAAUCUAAAGAGGAUGCUUGGAGGAUGCAAUGUAUGGAAUUGGCCAACUCUGUUCUAGAGAAUGAGGAUUCGGAGCCUUUUAGGGAACCUGUUGAUUUAUAUGAAUAUCCAGACUAUCUGGAUAUUAUUGAAACCCCUAGGGAUUUUGGAACAAUAACAGAAUGUUUGGCCUUAGGAGGAUACAACAACCCCUUUGAGCUACGUAAAGAUAUGAGAUUAGUGUUCUCUAAUGCAAAACGCUACACACCAGAUAGAAGAUCCAAGAUCCAUAGUAUGGUGCUGCGACUUUCUGAAUUUGUGGAGUCAAGAAUGGACGCCAUUAUCUCUGAGUAUAAAGCUGCCUACAGCUGCAAGCAAGCAGAAAAUGACUUGAACUAUUUGAAGAGCACGUCAAGAAACGUGAAACAAAGGCGGUUAAUAUCGGAGUCAGAGAACGAGUCUGGCCAGGAGCCGUGUUCAUCCCGAUCUACCUCAAGUGAAGUGUUUUCAAACAAUAGCCGGGACAGUAUUGCCAGCACCUCUGGCGCUUCCUCAUAUAGAGAUGUAUUGGGCAAACCCACUGCCUCAGCUGCUAAAAGUGCCCCAGUCAUAGCUACUAGCUCCUCAUCGAGCUCCUCUGCUUCAUCAGGAAGCGAAACCGAUUCCUCAUCAUCUACCUCUGAUUCAGAACAUUCCUCUGGUUCUGAGAAAGCGGAAAGCAAUAAAAAGUCAGUGUCGAAUUCCCACGCCGGCAAAGUCAGUGUGUUUGUAAAAUCAGUGGAUCCAGCUAAGAGGAAUGGGAGAACAACAACUACAAAGCAAGAAUCUCAGGGUAAUCGGCAACAGAACAUGACUUCGAGUAAAAGACGACAUAACAGUGAUUCAGAGGAAUCUGUGCCUAAAGACAAAGCAUACAGUACAUCCAGAACGCAGAAGAAAAUGCUACGCAAGUGCGCCGCCCUUGCUGCUAAUAAAAUAAAGUGUAUGAGUGAUACUGAAGGCAGCAUGCCCUCUUCAGACAGCGACUGCAGGGAAGGAAAGGGCAGUAGGACAUUACCCCGAAGGGCAGCUGCUACGGAAGCCAAAAAACAUCUUAUGGAUGGCUCUGGGGAAGAGAACACUUUAAAAAGUGACAACGAUCGACAGCCUAGAAUGGAGCAAAGUGCAAGCAAUGUGAGUGCAUUGUGUGCUUCCAAAGCGGUCAGUAGAAGAAGUGAUUCUAGUGGCUCAGAGAGUAGAUCAAAAUCUCCUUCUUCCGGUGAGUCCUCAAUAAGUGAUGAAAUUGAGGAUGACCAUCCUGUGAAUGGCGAAAAUUCUGACCAAGAAAUGAGUGAGCCUUCUAUAGCAGACACUCCUUAUAAGCACUCGGCCACAUCGUGGCUUGUUAGUGAAUCGGACUCGGAAAUCUCCUCUACGGAAGAUACCCGUCAGGUAACAAAACAGAAACACUAUGUGCCUAAAACGAAGAUAGCAGCUGAAAGAAACUCAUCUUCGAAAAACACAAACAAAGAAACAACGAAAAAAGACCUCACGAACUGUCGGAAAAACAGGAAAAAAUAUACCGAUAAAGCCAACGAGUGGGUUUCUGAUUCCACCGAUUCAGACUCCGAGGCUGGCGUUAUAAAGAGGAAAGUACGCAAAAAGGUUGUGUUUUCUCUAACCUCACCGGCUCGAAAGACAAAAGUAACGAGUGACUCAGAAGACACUCUCGAUUCGGAGGAUUAUGGCAAGUUCUCUGGUUCUGAUGAAGAGAUUCCUCAGUCUAAAUCUAUUAAGAGCACAGAGUCGUCUUCAGAGUCCAGCUCUUCUUCCUCAGACUCCGGGUCGUCUCUUUCAGACGCCAGCAGCCAUCACGAGCGUAAAGUAAAUGGAAAAACUGUAGCUUUAAAACCCAGGGAACCCGAGGGCAAGAGGAAGCGAACAAAAAGCAGCUGUGAUGAUGACUGGGAAGAGCUGAACUAUAGGCAACGCAAGAAACUAACUCGCCGGGCGAAGAUACCAACGAGGAAUCGAGGAAAGAGAACUGUGAGAUACGACGAUGUGGACAGUGAGGAAACGGUCAGUCGAACGAAGUCCACCAAUAGGAGGCUGCGGAAAAUCUCCGCCAGGGCCAGUGCCAGGCAGUUCUUCCUUUAAACUGUAAGAUGAAAUCCUAAUGGAAACUCUUGACAGCUAUUGACUUUUUUAUCCGUUCAGAAAUUCAGGGAUGAUAUUUAUAUUUUUCUAUGAAAAAAAAAAAUCUAUAAAUAUAAGUUUAAAACUGAAUUUAUGUUGAUUUGCACUUCUCUUCAUUAGCAUUUAUGGAUUGUGGUUCUCAACGGUGGCUACGUGCCGGCCAGCUAUUUUCACAUUAAGCAUUCAUUGUUUCACUAGUGAAAUGAAACGAUGAUCGUUGAUUUAUUACCCAGACUUUUAAUUCUGUCCUAUAGUUAUCCAAGUUUAACAAAAAAAAGUAUUAUAUUCGUUAGCGUCUGUUACCACGGUGAUUUCAUUAGGAAUAACCACAGCAGAGGGUUAUUGUAGCCGGAUUAGUGCUGGGACCUCAGUCCGUCAAUUUGGACAAGUUGUUCAGGCUCCAUUUUGUUUCUGGUAGUCUGUAGCAAUUACUGGGCAGUGCUCUCCAAUUACGUUGUCUGAGCAAACUGUCCGAGAACCUGAAACUACAGCAACAAACGCGACCGUUUUACUGCAGACAACAAUGGCGAUGUCAAGGGGUCGGUUCACUUGACCGUAGGAGACUUAUGGAAAGCAUUUACUUAUAAUUCGUGCACUUUUUUUUUCUUUUAUAGAACUUGGGCAACUAUAUGAUUGGCUUAAAUGGGAUAACGUCACGCUCACCCGUCCUUUGUUAUUAACCGAGUCUGGCUUGUAUGUAGUCACGAGGUGUGGCGUUGAGAACACUUUAGGCUAUUGCACCUAUGCCAAUUUGUGCCUCAAAACGGGGCAGCCAAUAUCAGUUUUGUAUUUAAAAAAGAAAGGGGGUGGGGUUUAACUGCUAACUUAACAGGGAGGGCUGCGUUGAAAUCUACUGUCGAGUUGGAGUGCUCGGGAGAUUCGCUUCUGAACGAUAAUUUGCACAUUUGUCCUUUUUUAAGUUUACAAAAUUCUGUAGCCAUAACAGUUUUUGUAACCUUCAUGUCAAAAGUUUUGUUUUUGUUGUUUUUUGGUUUCAAAACAAGCAGCUUUACUGCUUUUUAUUUAAAAUGUGGA
Messenger RNA from Xenopus tropicalis (tropical clawed frog), 7090 nucleotides. RefSeq names its product bromodomain and WD repeat domain containing 1 (gene brwd1). NCBI's taxonomy places the organism in Eukaryota, Metazoa, Chordata, Amphibia, Anura, Pipidae. The transcript is spliced from 39 exons. The record is from RefSeq and is a predicted model, not a curated record. Bases 140 to 6016 code for a protein of 1958 amino acids.